AGAAGAAGAAGAAGAAGAUGAUGAAAAAAUGGCGAGGGGAGCUCAGCAGCCUAUAGAGGAGAGUGAUUCUUUAUAUUCACACCAUGAUCAGGGUGAAGAACUGAAAGACAUCAAAAUUGAGAUUAAAGAGGAAGAAGAAGAGACGUUGGUGAAUGCAGAUCAGCAGUUUAUGGAGAAGGGGGAGAGGAUUAAACAUGAACAAGAGAAAUAUUCUCUCUAUAUCAACACAAGCGGAGAUUAUGUCCAGAACUCCUCGGAUUUUAAUGCCGAAGAAACUGGAAUCACACAACACUUUCCAGGAGAAGAUCCUGUUCCUCAGAAUAUACAUCACAGACCUUCCCAUUUACGGCUGUCAAUGGAUCCCUCUCAUCCUGAGGAAUCAUUUGAUCCAUCAUAUGCUAUGACUUCCAAUAUCCAUCCAAUAUCUCACAGUGUCAAUCGAUCAAUAGAUCCAUCUACUCCUAAGGAAUCUUCUUCGAACCACGAAGGAGCUCACACAGGAGAGUCUUCAUGGUCAUGUUCCGUGUGUAAUAAAUCGUUCACCAAAAAGAGAAACCUCCUUGCGCACCAGAGAAUUCACACCGGUGAGGGUCUUUUCCAAUGUUCAGAGUGCGGGAAAAGUUUUGUCCGGAAAGAAAAACUUGUCAUACACCAGAGAAUUCACACCGGCGAGCGUCCCUUUUUAUGUUCGGAGUGUGGAAAAGGUUUUGCCGAAAAGAGAACGCUUCAAAGACACCAGAGAUCUCACACGGGGGAGCGUCCCUAUCCAUGUGGGGAGUGCGGAAAACGUUUCAUUCAGAAAGAAGACCUUCUCAAACACCACAGAAUUCACACUGGUGAGCGACCCUAUACGUGUUCCGAGUGCGGGAAAUGUUUCACUGAAAAAAGAACGCUGGUCAUACAUCAGAGAAUCCACACGGGGGAGCGGCCCUAUGCGUGUUUAGCGUGCGGGAGGUGUUUCUCUGAGAGAAGAAUACUUCUUAUACAUCAGCGAAGCCACACGGGUGAGCGUCCCUUUCCAUGUUUGGAGUGCGGGAAAUGUUUCAAUGAAAAAAGAAAUCUUAUUAUGCAUCAGAAAAUUCACACAGGUGAGCGUCCUUUUUCAUGUUCCGAGUGCGGGAAAUCUUUCACCGAGAAAAGAUCACUUCUUAAACACCAGAAAAGUCAUACUUGCGGGUGUCCUUCAUAUCCACAAUGUGGGGAAGGUUUCAUACAAACAGGAGAUCUUCAACAUCAGGGAAGUCACUCAUGCGAGCGCCCCUUUUUAUGUCCUGAGUGCGGGAAAAGUUUCAUUCAUAAAGAAAACCUCCUUAAACACCAACGAAUUCACUCAACCGAUCGUCCUUACUCAUGCUCAGAAUGCGGGAAAGGUUUCGUUCAAAAAGGAAACCUUCUCUCACACCAGAGAAUUCACACAGGCGAGCGUCCUUUCUCCUGUUUGGUGUGCGGGAAAUCUUUCAGUCAUAAAGUAAGCCUUCUUCGACACCAAAGAAUCCACACAGGCGAGCGCCCAUAUCCAUGUUCGGAGUGCGGGAAAUCUUUCACCGACAAAGGAAACCUUCUUAAACAUCAGAGAAUUCACACGGGGGAGCGUCCUUACGCAUGUUCAGAGUGCGGGAAAGGUUUCAUUUACAGGAAAAAACUCAUAAGGCACCAGAAAAUUCACACGCGCUAACACCCUUUUCUUAUGUUCAGCGUGCGGGAAACCUUUCAAUGAGGAAGAAAGUCUUGUCAGAUGACAGAAAAUACACAUUAAAAAGGGUUCUUUUCCAUGUUUAGCAUUUCCUCAAGACUGAUGUCUAAAUUUUCUGAUGUCUAAAUUUUCAAAUUCCCGAUUUCCCAAAUUUCCGAAUUCCCAAAUUUCUGAAUUUUACUGAAAAAUGCAAAAAAAAGAAACACAUUUUUCGUCAGUUCACAUGUCUAGUAGGCACCAGCCUAUGGGCCCCACAUCAAUAAUCAAAAUAAUAUUGAUUUGAUCUUGGAAGAAAACGACAAUGAAGCUUUCUUAAAUUGCUUCCAAAAGAUUAAUCAACUCAAAGAAACAACCACUUUACAAUAAAGCCUCUCUAGAGAAAAUACUGUAUGUAGCCAAUAAAAACGUAAAGUCCAUAAACCAUAGAAACCAAGUUCACAUUACAGUUUGGAAUUUAUAAUAAAUUCAUCUUCUUUCAGCUGUCAGUUUGUAAAAAAAAAUUGUCACCACCUCUAUAUGUGCAAUGUACAGUAGUGAUGGUCAUCUCCAUCUAGCGCCCAACGUGGACACUACUUAGAUCAACGUUAUACAACUAGAGCUCAAGAAACCUCCAGACCCAUUUGGGGUGGCCGGGAAGGAGUUGAGACCACAGUACUUAUAUGCUCAAAAUAUAGUGCUUAUCUUUAAUUCGUUAAUGUAGUUAUGUUUCCCUCACUAUGGGAUGUUAAUCCAUGACGUCGUUGCGCGACGUACAAUGUUCAUAUUGUACUUGUACACCUGUCAAACUCAAUAAAAAUGAUUGAAGAAAAAAAAAAGAAACCUCCAGAAACCUGUGAGGACCCAAGUUUUCGACUGCCGAGGGGC
Rana temporaria (common frog) is the source of this 2557-nucleotide messenger RNA. RefSeq names its product gastrula zinc finger protein XlCGF57.1-like. The transcript has 3 exons. NCBI's taxonomy places the organism in Eukaryota, Metazoa, Chordata, Amphibia, Anura, Ranidae. The record is from RefSeq and is a predicted model, not a curated record. Bases 29 to 1675 code for a protein of 548 amino acids. Gene Ontology annotation, cellular component: nucleus.